CCCAGCCCGCGGUCACCGGUCACCGGAGCCGGUGGGCCGGGCGGCGGACGGAGGGGCAGACGGCGGGGCGGCGCCGCGUCUGUCGCCAUGACAGAUCAGACCUACUCUGACCGUCUAGUGCAGGACACACCCUUCCUGACAGGCCAUGGGCGCCUGAGCGAGCAGCAGGUGGACAGGAUCAUUCUCCAGCUGAACCGCUACUACCCACAGAUCCUCACCAACAAGGAGGCGGAAAAGUUCCGGAACCCCAAGGUAUCCCUGCGCAUGCGUCUGUGUGACCUCCUGAGCCACUUGCAGCGGAGCAGCGAGCGUGACUGCCGGGAGUUCUACCGAGCGCUGUACAUCCAUGCCCAGCCCCUGCACAGCAGUCUGCCCAGCCGCCACGCCCUGCAGAACUCAGAUUGCACAGAGCUAGACAGGAGCGGCGAGCUGAGUGACAGGGGACCCAUGAGCUUCCUUGCCGGCCUGGGCCUGGCUGCAGGACUGGCCCUCCUCCUCUACUGCUGCCCUCCAGACCCUAAGGGGCUGCCAGGGGCCCGGCGUGUCCUUGGCUUCUCGCCCAUCAUCGUUGACAGGCAUGUCAGCCGUUAUCUGCUGGCCUUCCUGGCAGAUGACCUUGGGGGGCUCUGACGGACCCCAGACCCCAGGCCUCGCCCGCCGCUCAACCAAAGAGCCCAGCCCACCAGCCAAGGGGGCCCGCACUUCUUUUUCUAUAUGCUUUUUUUUUAUUAUUUAUAAUUUGUAUAAGAAGCACAUCACCUUUGCCUUACAAGGUGCUUAAUUAUAUUAAAUGUUCAAGUCUUCUCAA
Molecule: messenger RNA, 808 nt
Organism: Cynocephalus volans (Philippine flying lemur)
Lineage: Eukaryota; Metazoa; Chordata; Mammalia; Dermoptera; Cynocephalidae
Gene: CARD19
Product: caspase recruitment domain family member 19
Exons: 6
Coding region: 88-630 (180 amino acids)
Cellular component (GO): mitochondrion
Source: RefSeq, a predicted model, not a curated record